UUGCAGUAACCUACAGCGACUGCACAGGACUUCAGGAGGUGAAAGUUUAUUUGUGUUGUUUAUGUCAUAUUCUAGUUGACACAAUGAGUGUUUGAGAAACAUUUGCUAUAAACUACGACGACGCUCCACAGCAGACAUUUUUAUUCCGGCUCCCACAUCAUGGCAUCUACGUUGAUCUCGGUCCCGACUACAGCGUCGCGCUUCGCCCUGCUGCAGGUGGACUCCGAUUCAGACACCGACUCCGACACCGGGAAAACCAAAUCCUCUCGAGAAACCGGCAAAUCCUCACGAGCAGGAGGGAAAUCUGCAGGUGCCAAGAACAACCAGAACACUGACAAAAAGAAAGACAAGAAGAAACGGAAGAAGGAGCAGCAGCAAAGUGAAACCAAUGAGCUCAGGAACCUCGCCUUUAAGAAGCUGCCUCAAAAAUCCUCUGCACCACCACCUACUCUGACACUGCAGGGUUUAGCCAGUGAGCUGCUUAAUUCCACUGAUCGCACAUCUGCGCCACAGGAAAGCUGGCAUGAGUGGAAACAGAGAGAUGAGCGGCUGACCAGCGAGUUGUACGAGGCAGACCUGGAAAAGGCGUUAAUGCUGAGUAAACUAGAGUUUGAGCAACAGAAAAAGGAGGCUGUGAGCACUGAGACCGCAUCACCCAAAGCCAAAGGAGGAGGGAAGAAGGAAAAGAAAAAGAACCAGCAGGGGAAAGACAAACGUGUCACAGUGUCUCUGAAAGACUUUCAGCAAGAGGGAAACAUGGAUCCGCCGAGUAAGAGGCCAGAGAGAGAGGAGCCAAAGCCUGGAAACACAGCAGUGCACGAAAAGAGAUUCUUUAACCAACUAGAGGACGACGUUAACAGAAUAGUACAGAGAGACAAGCGUCGAGAGCAAUACAGCUGCAGCGCAGGUCAAGAGGUUAACACCUCCUCUGAACAAGAACAGAAGAAGGAAUUUUGCCUUACUGCUUUCACACAGUCUGCCGUCAUAGAGGAUGUAAGAACUGAACAGUUAAAGUUUGAGCUGGAAAAGAAAGACCAGGAAAUAGAAAAACUGAAGAAGACCAUUUCUCAAUGGGAGGAGCGAUAUAAAGAAGUGAAGGCAAGAAAUUCCCAGUUACUCAAGAUGCUUCAACAAGGCGAGAUGAAAGACAAAGCGGAAAUCCUGCAGCAAGUCGAGGAGCUUCUGAACAUAAAAGAGGAGCUGACCAAACAGGUGACAUUACUGCAUACGUCAUUAGAGCAGGAGCGGUCGAAGAUGAAGGGAUUGCAGUCCGAACAACCGAAACAUCAAACCAACCGGAAGGGCAAGAAGGGACCAGAUGGAGAUUUAUGAAGAUCAGACACGGACAUUAUGAACAGUUUAGUUUCUCCCACGUCUCCAACACUGACCCGCAUCACACUCGCUCAUUGAAUCUCAUCUCACCGAAUCUUAUCUCUCACACACACACAUUUCUUCCUGUCCAUCAUGACUGUAGUCUUAUUUGCUUCAUAAUGAUUAUGUGGGUAAAAUUUGGCCUUUUGCUGCUAGGGUUAGAAAUCAUCUCUGUAUUUUUUUUCUUUCUUUUUCUUCUGAAAGAAGGAUUCAGUAUUUGCUCGGUAUUUUGAGUGAUAUGCUGUGGCUGGUGGAUCUGAUGUGAUUUGACUAAGGUUGUUUCCCAGAAGCAUUACAAACUGCUGACAUUCACCUUAUGCUAUUAUAAAUGCUGUCACUAUGCAGGAUUUAUAUUGUUGUUGAUAAACCCGGACCCAGGUUCCAUCCUGAGCCACAAACAGGACUAAAUCAGUAUAAAUGAGCAACUUCUACUAACACAAUUUAAUGUCUCGUGUCAUUUUGUUUGGAUUGGUCUGCCAGCUGCUGCUGAAAAAAGUGCCAGUCCAUUUCAUCCACUAAAGAAAACCAUCUACUUCACUAAGAGUGGAAUGGUGGACUUUUUGAGUUCUUUUUAAUAAAGACGCCAGUCGACUUUUUCAAAGAAUAAUCA
Messenger RNA from Tachysurus vachellii, 1981 nucleotides. RefSeq names its product G kinase anchoring protein 1 (gene gkap1). The transcript has 13 exons. The record is from RefSeq and is a predicted model, not a curated record. NCBI's taxonomy places the organism in Eukaryota, Metazoa, Chordata, Actinopteri, Siluriformes, Bagridae. Bases 160 to 1332 code for a protein of 390 amino acids. Gene Ontology annotation, biological process: signal transduction. Gene Ontology annotation, cellular component: Golgi apparatus.